UAUGAUCUCCUUCCUAUUUUCUAGUGCGAGGCCGUGGUUGAAAACCCUACAUUCAUAUCCAUUUCAGACAUCUCCCCUCAAAUUUAGGGCUUUAUCCGCCAAGAUGCAGCUAUGAAUCAGAAUCACCAAUGGAGUCAAGUUGGAGCUCUGAAGAGAACAAGGCCUUUGAGAGAGCUUUGGUGGCGGUUCUCGACGAAACCGAUUUGCCUGAGCGAUGGAAGAAGGUAGCAGUCAUGGUUGGAGGAAAAAAGAGCCCUGAGGAGAUCAAAAAACAUUAUGAUGCACUUGUUCAGGACAUACAGUCGAUCGAUUCUGAUAAGGUUCCCAUACCCAGCUAUAGAACUCCUCAUAACUACAAAAUUCCUCAUACUUAUUCUGCUUGGGCCUCCGAAUCUGAAUAUAAAAUUCCUCAUACUUCUGCUUGGGCCUCCGAAUCUGAAGAACAAUAUAAAAUUCCUCAUACUUGUUCUGCUUGGGCCUCCGAAGCGUUCGAAUCUGAAGAACAGAGCAUGCCUAUAUUUGAAGGACCAAUGGAAUCAAGAAUAUUUGAAUCACCAAUGGAAUCAAGAAUUUCUGAAUCACCAAUGAAAUCAAGAAUAGUUGAAUCACCAAUGAAAUCAAGAUGCAGCUAUGAAUCAGAAUCACCAAUGGAGUCAAGUUGGAGCUCUGAAGAGAACAAGGCCUUUGAGAGCGCUUUGGUGGCGGUUCUCGACGAAACCGAUUUGCCUGAGCGAUGGAAGAAGGUAGCAGUCAUGGUUGGAGGAAAAAAGAGCCCUGAGGAGAUGAAAAAACAUUAUGAUGCACUUGUUCAGGACAUACAGUCGAUCGAUUCUGAUAAGGUUCCCAUAUCCAGCUAUAGAACUCCUCAUAACUACAAAAUUCCUCAUACUUAUUCUGCUUGGGCCUCCGAAUCUGAAUAUAAAAUUCCUCAUACUUGUUCUGCUUGGACCUCCGAAUCUGAAGAACAAUAUAAAAUUCCUCAUACUUGUUCUGCUUUGGCCUCCGAAGCGUUCGAAUCUGAAGAACAGAGGUAUGCUCUUUUUUUGUUUUCUCGUAAAAAGUAUUCAAUAACAUGCUCAUAACCACCUUAUUUUAUUAAAAGUAAAUUGUCGCUUUGAAUGCUUUCCCUCUCAGUCUCUCUGUCCUUGCAUUGAACGAUAGCAAAUCAUAUUUUAAGCAUUGUGCAGAAGAAUUUAUGAUAUAAUACGCACACUUUCUCUGAUUAAUGAGAAUUUGGCAGAGUAGUUUCCC
Messenger RNA from Amborella trichopoda, 1251 nucleotides. Its product is annotated as protein RADIALIS-like 3. NCBI's taxonomy places the organism in Eukaryota, Viridiplantae, Streptophyta, Magnoliopsida, Amborellales, Amborellaceae. Gene Ontology annotation, molecular function: DNA-binding transcription factor activity. The record is from RefSeq and is a predicted model, not a curated record.